Musa acuminata AAA Group (dessert banana) is the source of this 5214-nucleotide messenger RNA. RefSeq names its product E3 ubiquitin-protein ligase UPL4-like. The coding region runs from base 344 to 4864 and encodes 1506 amino acids. The record is from RefSeq and is a predicted model, not a curated record. Gene Ontology annotation, biological process: protein polyubiquitination; proteasome-mediated ubiquitin-dependent protein catabolic process. NCBI's taxonomy places the organism in Eukaryota, Viridiplantae, Streptophyta, Magnoliopsida, Zingiberales, Musaceae. Gene Ontology annotation, molecular function: protein binding; ubiquitin protein ligase activity. The transcript is spliced from 18 exons.
CAACCAAAACAUCCUUAACGGAAAUCAAUUGGCAUCAAACAAGGAAGGAGGAAUAGAUAGGAGAGGAGAGGGGAAAUAAAGGAAAUCGAAUCCGGUCACCAAAAUAAUCACGAUAAAAAAGAAGGGAGAAACCCGUAACAGACGAAUCGUUCCACGAAUCGAAAUCGUUGUGUCUAUAGAUAGCGGUAGAAGCAAAUCGCAAUUCCCAGUCGUCGCAUCAUCCCCUCGGCGAUCGACCUCGAAACCCUCUCUCUUCUUCUUCUUCUUCUUCUUCUUCUUCUUCGUCGUCGUCUGAUCGCCGCAGGGCACGAGCAACCCCGUCGUCCACCAAUCUUUGGGCGUGAUGGAUCGAAAUCGGAAGCGCGAGGCCGCUGACGAGCGGUCGCAGGAGAAGCGGGCGUGCAGCUCGUCCGAGUUCCGUCCCUGCUCCUCCACCUCUUCCUCCCAGCCGCCCCCCCCUCCGCAGACGGAUAGCGAGAUGGAGUCGUCCUCGUCCGGGAGGUCCGAUCGGGCCGGGGACUCUGGCUACGGCUCAUGCGACUCCGACGAUUUCGCUGGGGGAUACGACUCCCGAAACAUUGUGGGGCGGGGGAGGCUGCAGAGGGUCUUCUCCGGCCUCCUCGAUGACGGCUCUGGGGGCUCGGCGCAGCUGGCGGCGCUGACCGAGCUCUGCGAGGUGCUCUCUUUCUGCAUGGAGGAUGCCGUCGGGUACUUCCCGCUGGAGACGGUCGUGCCGCCGCUCGUGAAGCUUGCCAGCCACGAGAGCAGCCCCGACGUCAUGCUUUUGGCCAUAAGAGCGCUCACGUACCUCUGUGACGCGAUGCCGAGGUCGGCCGAAGCCAUUGUCCGGCAUGGAGCACUGCCUGUCCUCUGCGGGAGGCUGUUGGCGAUCGAAUACUUGGACGUGGCAGAGCAGUGCUUACAAGCAUUGGAAAAGAUAUCGCGGAAGCAACCAGUUCCAUGCUUGCAAGCUGGAACAAUCGCUGCUGUCUUAACUUACAUUGAUUUCUUUCCAACGAAUCCUCAGCGAGUGGCGGUUUCAACUGUAGCGAACGUGUGCAAGAAGCUUCCUCCUGAUUGCUCUUCGAUUGUCAUGGAAUCUGUUCCUAUUCUGUGCUCUCUUCUCCAAUAUGAGGAUCAUAAGCUGGUAGAAACUGUUGCUGCUUGUCUGGUAAGGAUAACGGAUUGUUUCGCUGGUUCCUCCGAAUUGCUGGAUGAACUCUGCAAGCAUGGGAUUAUACAGAAGUCGCUGAAUUUGAUUGCUAAUGAUGGUCAUAGAUCACUUAGCCGGGCAACUUAUUCUGGUUUGAUUGGUCUUCUCAGGAAGCUUGCCACUAGCUCCCUUGUGGCAGUUCAGACUCUCUUCGAGCUUAAUAUAAGUCGCACUUUGAUGGGCAUCUUGAUGAGUUCUGACAUGUUACGUGAUUCUGCUUACGUGUCUGUUCAAGAUAUGCAAACCAAUCAGGUAUAUGAAGUUCUUAAGUUAGCUAAUCAGUUGAUCCCACCAGUAUUAAGAGAUGUUCCAGAUGAUCAGAUAGAACUAGCCAAGGAGAAGAUUCUAGUAGAUCAACCUAAUUUCUUGCAUGAGUUUUCCACGGACAUUCUUCCUGUCUCUGUUCAGGUGGUGAAUUCUGGUGCAAAUGCAUACGUAUGUUAUGCCUGUGUUUCAAUUAUAAACAGUAUUGCCUAUUUCAGCACACCUGACAUUCUUCUAGACUCAAUCAAAAGUACAAACAUCUCAAGUUUUUUGGCAGGACUUUUGUCCCGGAAAGAUCCACACGUGAUAUUUUUGACACUGAAGACUGUUGAGGUUCUGAUGCAAAAACUUCCUGCUGUCUUCUUAAGCUCUUUUAUUAAGGAGGGGGUAGUUUAUGCAAUUGACGCUGCACUUUUAGUGCAAGAGAAAUGCUCAGAUUCUGUAUCGGAACACUCCAAUGAUCACAUGGUUGUAAGAGAUACUUCGAGAUGUAUGUGCCAUGCUUUUAAUUCAUCUAGGGUUUCAGCCUCUGAAUCAAAAACAUGCAGGCUUCAAAAAGAUAGUAUUCAAAGUUUGGCAAGGCACAUAAAGACUACCUACUUUACCCAUGAAGCAGUGGAUUCUGAGAUGGGCUUUACAGAAACUCUUCAAAAACUCAAAAUCUUGUGCACGGUAUUAAAUGAUAAUGUGGAUAGUUGUUCCACUAGUGAUGGUUGCCUUCAAAAUGAAGAGAACCUGACUCAAAUAUUACUUCAAGUCAUGAGAGAGUUCUCUGAGGGAGAGUCUAUGUCUACCUUUGAGUUCAUUGAGAGUGGUAUUGCAAGAUUUCUGGCUUGUUAUUUAUCGAAUGGCAAGCAUCUAUCGGGAACUACCAGUGCUAUUGACUUAUCAAGUCACAUUCUUACUGUACUGAAGAGAUUUAAGAUAUUUUCUUCCAUUUGCUUAUCAAAUCCUGGUCAGAGUUGGGAUAACAUGCUUUUGGCAGUAUUAUUGAAGAAAUUUCAGAAUGCAUUGUCUUCUUUGGAUAAUUUUCCUGUUAUUCUAAGCCAUGGUUUCAAGCUGAGAAACACUUAUACAGAUAUCCCUGUCAGAGGCAUCACUAAGAAUCCCUGUUUAAGAGUACGUUUUGUGCGUCAAAAUGAGGAUACAAACUUAUCUGACUUGGACAAUGUCGUAAAUGUUGAUAUUUCUUCAUCCUUUGAUGCUUUAGAAGGAUAUCUUUGGCCGAAAGUUAACAAAGGCAAGAAUGGACAUCGGACAGAGUCUGCAGAUAGGAAAGCAGAUGACACUACUUCAGGGAUAAAACAUGUCUCAGAAAAGAAUCCUAUAGAGACACACACAAACAUCUCACAGGAGUCAUGUAUUUCCAACUCUGCAGAGGUAAGCAGGCAAGAAGAACAAUAUUUACCUGCAGUAGACAGUAGUCCAAAACAGACUAUGUCUGCCAAGGAAGUCACUGAAGGAAGUUCAGCAUCUCCAAGCAUUGGAAGUGCAAAACCAAAGUUAACUUUCAGUUUAAGAGGGAAACAACUUGAUUCCUCGAUGACCAUUUAUCAAGCAGUUCUUGAAGAACAGAAAGGUGCAGAAUUUGAUAUGGUUGUGGGAUCAAAGUUCUGGAGUGAAGUGUACAAAUUAACCUAUAGAAGUGCGGAAGAACCAAAAGCAAAUAAUAGUGAAAUGCUUAAUUGUGUUCCUCAGUCAUCUGUCUUUUGGAAUAAACAUGGAUUCUCAGAUUGGAAGUAUCCUUUUCUGCUAGCUGAGCUUCCGUGUAAAAUCGAUAAAUUGAAUGCCUCGUAUGAUGUCUUGUUUAUGUUGAAGAUUUUCGAGGGAAUGAAUCACUAUUUGUUUCAACUGUUGAGCGAUGAGAGACUCAAUUCUUUUGCCGAAGGGAGAAUAGAGAACUUUGAUGAUCUGAAGGUGAUAGUUUCUUCAAUUCCACAGGUUGAGUUUGUGAACAGUAAAUUAAAUGAUAAGUUGGAGCAACAAAUGCAAGACCCGUUGGUAUUAACCACUGGUUGCAUGCCGUCAUGGUGUGGCCAGUUAAUGGCUGCAUGCCCUUUCUUAUUUUCUUUUGAGGCAAGACGGAAGUACUUCUACCUUACAACAUUUGGUUCUUUAAGAAGUCAGCAGAAUAACAUACAGAACUUAGAUGGUAGUGGUACCAACUCCUUAAAUGAUCGACAUUCAUAUUCAGGUUCUUUACGUAAGAAGUUCAUAGUCAAUCGCAACAAUAUUCUUGAAAGUGCUGUGAAAAUGAUGAAAUUACAUGCUCAAAGUAAGGGAACUCUUGAAGUGGAAUAUGCUGAGGAAGUGGGUACUGGCCUAGGUCCCACAAUGGAGUUCUUUACAUUAGCAAGUCACGAAUUUCAAAAGGUUGGAUUGGGUAUGUGGAGAGGGGAUCUUAGUUAUGCAGGAAGAAGUACCAUUGAUGGUUAUUCUGAAUUUGUGCUAGCUCCCUUUGGACUAUUUCCUCGUCCAUGGUCAACAUCAACAGAUGUCUCGGGUGUUGCUGAAUUUCCUGAAGUGAUUAAAAUGUUUCUUCUUCUCGGGAAGCUUGUGGCGAAGGCAAUUAAAGAUGGGAGGAUCCUAGAUAUACCAUUUUCUAGGGCCUUCUACAAGAUUAUACUUGAGCAGGAGCUCAGUAUAUGUGAUAUCCAGUCAAUUGAUCCAGAACUUGGAAGGACUAUGUUGGAGUUUCAAGCUCUUGUCAAUAGGAAAAGAUUUUUGGAAUCAAUUUCUGGAGACUCUUCAAAUUUAUGUUACAGGAAUACCAGUGUUAAGGAUCUUUGUCUUGAUUUCACUCUUCCUGGCUUCCCUGAUUAUGCACUUCUAUCAGAGAGUACAAAAAUGGUGAAUAUUGUUAACUUGGAAGAAUAUGUCACAAUGGUUGUUGAUGCAACAAUUGGCAGUGGGAUUUCAAGGCAAAUUGAUGCUUUCAAAUCUGGAUUUAAUGAGGUGUUCUCUUUAAAAGCUCUUCAAAUUUUUACCAAAGACGAGCUGGAACGGUUGCUCUGUGGAGAACAAGAUUGUUGGGAUUUCACUGAGCUCGUCGAUCACAUCAACUUCGAUCAUGGUUAUACGGGAAGCAGCCCUACUGUAGUUAGUUUUCUAGAAAUCAUACAAGAGCUUGAGCGAGAACAGCGUAGGGCUUUCUUGCAAUUUGUUACGGGCUCUCCUCGUCUCCCACCUGGAGGCUUAGCUGCACUCAAACCAAAGCUGACAGUGGUUCGUAAGCAGCACAGUAGUUGUGAUGCCGAUAUGGACUUGCCGAGCGUCAUGACUUGCGCUAAUUAUCUAAAGCUCCCACCUUACUCUUCUAAGGAGAAGAUGAGACAUAAAUUGCUUUACGCGAUAACAGAAGGUCAGGGGUCAUUUCACCUCUCGUAGGAGGCUGCACUUUGACUUUUUUUUUUUAAGUGAAUCAAGGCACAUUGAACACCGUAGUCGAUACUGUAAAACUGUAAACAUGCUACCAGGUUAGAGGUUGUAUAUAGGGGGGGGUUGGCACAGCACACGGUGGGCAGAUUGUGCAGAACAAAGGGAAGCCCAUCGCAGCAAUUGUACAGAGUUCUGGUGAUGCAAAUGGGGUGUACAGAAAACUGUGAAUAGGGCUUUUUUUUAACUUGCAGAACUCUUUUUAUUUAUGUGGCUUCAUGCUGUCAUUUAUGUGUACAAAUAAUAAAAAAAAGGGUAUGUAGGACUUGUAUAUAAUAUUAUAUACUCCCUGUUUCCAUCGA